AGAGCGGUGGGGGACAUGGGCUCGUGCUGCAGCAGUUCCGAGUCUAUCGUAGAAGACCUUGGAGACCCCCACCACCCAUACCCCAAACACCAGCGCGUGUCCUCGCCACACUAUCCCAUGUCCCAAACAGACUUUAUGUCGAUAGACUUAAAGGCAUCCCCAGACAGCCAGCCGCAGCAGCUAGGCAAACUGACCAUGGCUGCAAAUGGCGCAGGGCAGGACAUUGAUGAGUCGCUGUACUCACGGCAGCUGUAUGUGUUGGGCCAUGAUGCCAUGCGGCGGAUGGCAUCCUCUGAUGUCCUCAUAUCAGGACUCGGAGGGCUGGGUGUUGAGAUUGCCAAGAAUGUUAUCCUUGGAGGAGUGAAAUCAGUGACUGUGCACGACACGAAGGAUGCUUCCAUGCGUGACCUGGGCAGCCAGUUCUUCCUGACGGAGAAGGACUUUGGGGUGAACAGGGCCAAGGCUUGUCAGGAACGACUGUUAGAGCUGAACCCUUACGUCCCAGUCUCUGCCUCCACCAGCCCUCUCUCUGAUGACUUCCUUAAGCACUUCAGGGUGGUGGUGCUGACAGACUCCACCAGGGAGGAGCAGCUGCGUGUGUCUGCCUUCUGCCACGCCCAUGACAUUGCUCUCAUCAUUGGCAGCACCAAUGGGCUCUUUGGUCAGAUAUUCUGUGAUUUUGGGGAGAACUUUGAGGUUGUGGAUACCAAUGGGGAGUCGCCAGUAUCUGCCAUGGUGGCCGGCAUCACUAAGGAGGUGUGUCCACUGGUGUUUUGUUUUUUGUUGCAAUAUCUUUAUUGGAUUUCGGUCACCAAGUCUCUUAAGAUUCUCAUGAUUUCUCUCACCAAAUCUUUAAGCUUGCCUCAUCUGACCAACGUACCCUACGACACUUACCUAAGUCCCAAUCUUUGUGCUGAGACACAAACUGCUUGCCUACUGUUAAGGCUUGUGUUGGGUCCCUUCACCUUCAGCAUCGGGGAUACCACCAAGUUCCGCUCUGACCAGCAGUGUACUGAGAAAUCCAUUCCUAUUUGCACCCUGAAGAACUUCCCCAAUGCCAUUGAACAUACUUUGCAGUGGGCCCGGGACAUGUUUGAGGGUGAGUUCCGCCAGGCGGCAGAGAACGCAGCCCAAUACCUUCAGGACUCCAAGUUCAUGGAGCGUGCCCUCAAGCUGCCGGGCUCCCAGCCUGUGGAGACCCUGGACAGUGUGAAGCGUGCCCUGGUGGAUGAUCGGCCACACACCUUUGAGGACUGCGUGCUGUGGGCCCGGAAGAGUUAUGCUGAACAGUUCAAUAACCAGAUAGUACAACUCCUUCACAACUUCCCCAAGGACCAAACCACUUCCAGCGGAGAACCAUUCUGGUCCGGCCCCAAGCGGUGUCCCCACAGCAUAAGGUUCAACUCCAACAAGGACCUGCACCUGGACUACGUGGUUGCCGCCGCCAACCUCAAGGCGGAGGUGUAUGGCAUCCCACAGGUGAGAGACCGCCAGGCCGUCAAGGACAUGGUGGACAAGAUUGAGAUCCCAGAGUUUGUUCCCAAGUCUGGUGUGAAGAUUGCAGUGACGGAUGCUGAGGCGGAGGCCCAGAGCAACCAGGUGGACAGUGAGCGGGUGUCCAACCUGCAGGCAGCCAUCCCCUCAGCCACAAGCUUUGGCUCCCUCAAGCUGAAGCCACUCGAGUUUGAGAAGGACGACGAUUCCAACUUCCACAUGGACUUCAUCGUUGCUGCCUCUAACCUGAGGGCAGAGAACUACGACAUUGCUCCUGCUGACCGCCACAAGAGCAAACUGAUCGCUGGCAAGAUCAUACCUGCCAUCGCCACCACCACCUCCCUCGUGUCCGGCUUGGUGUCCCUGGAGCUCCUCAAGUUGGUGCAAGGACAUCGCAAGCUGGAGCUGUUCAAGAAUGGUUUUGUAAACCUCGCGCUGCCAUUCUUUGGGUUCUCUGAGCCCAUCCAGGCCCCGACUAACAAGUAUUACGACAAGGAAUGGACUUUAUGGGACCGGUUUGAGGUUGAUGGAGAAAUGACUUUGGAGAACUUCAUCAAGUACUUUGAGGAGGAGCACCAGCUGGAAAUCACCAUGCUGAGCCAGGGCGUGUCCAUGCUGUACUCCUUCUUCAUGCCCCCUGCCAAGAGGAAUGAGAGGAUGGCCCUACCGAUGUCUGAGGUGGUGAAGAAGGUGAGCAAAAAGAAGAUUGAGCCACAUGUACGGGCGCUGGUGUUGGAGCUCUGUGCAAAUGACAAAGACGGAGAGGAUGUGGAGGUGCCGUAUGUGAAGUAUAACCUGCCCCAGUAGAUGUGAGUCAGCAGACACGGAUGGGGACAGAGAUGGAGACAGACCACCACGACAACUUGUAUUGGUGAAAAUGAUGCCGUUGGGAGCCGGCAUCCAUGGGCAGCGUCACUUCUGGCUCUCCCUGAACAACAGUAAAGUCUCUUACAUUCUCUUCCGUGACUGUUGACUGUGGAAGACUGAAUCUGAUGACUGUCUCACUUUGCACAUGAACAGGUUAAUUAAGGCAGGUUUGUGAAGGAUUUCCAAACUCUUGUAAAAACAAUUAUAUGUAAAGAGCUUGUGACUAUAAGAGCUUGUAGUAUAUGGCACAGCAUACUGAAAGACAAGGUAUGUGAUGGAUUCAACACUUCAUCAGUACAGAAUCUUGUGAAAAUGUACUUGCAAGAUGUCUAUUAUCUCAAAAUUGAGAUUGUUUACUUUAAGAAAUAACUUAACUUUUGUUUAUAAGUAUGAGGACAUUGUAAUCUGCUGUUUAGUUCACUUUGGAGUAAUGUGAAGGCAGACUUAAGUAAGGAAAGCAGGAAUCACAUAGUAUCCUCAAGAUGUGAAUCAGUAUCAUCAUCAGCAGCAGCAUUCUAUAGGAGUGAUGCCACAGAAAGGAGGAGCAUCAGGCAUUUUCAGUGGUGACAUGAACCAGGCAAGUGUGUUUGCCUCACAGACAGCCACACAUCUUGCUCACCUGGCUUUAUACCUGUAAAAGUACUCAAGGCCUGAAAGGAGAAUUCUAUACUAGAAUACUACAGGAAUUGUGAGAUCCUUAAAGAUAAAACUACAAAUAAAGAUUGGUAGUAUACAAGAAUAUCAAUUACAAGGCAGAAUUAUUCUGAAGGAAACCAGAGGUAACUACAAUGUGACCUCAGUUGCGAUCGAAUUAUAGUUUAUAGUUAAUUGAAACUUAAUUUCUAGUGGAUCAGAGAUGUGUGUAUCCUGGAACAUUCAACACCACAACCUCUGAAGGAAACAGCAGAAAUAAGUUCCUUAAGAGAAGAUGAAUGAAACUGCAAGAAAGAGAUGAGUCCAAUACCUCUUCCAUCCCUGUGUAUUGCAGCUGCUAUUGAGUAUAAGCUUCACUGUAGAGAUGCCUUUUCCAGGCAAGGCAGGCCAUGAGAGAAAAAAAAGACUGCAUUAGGCCAAGGCAGCUCCUCUGAAAAAGGUCUCCAGUAAAGAUGAAGAAUGUUUAAUCAUCAGUUCAUGCCACUGCUGAAAAUGGCCAUGUUGUCACCCAAGAUAUUACUUAACAUCAAGAAAAAAAAACAAUGUAGCAGAAAGGAAGCAUACUAGGACUAGAAUAUUUUUUGCCUGGAAAAUUAAUGUACUUGCUCAUUUUGUUUCUAUUUUCUACUUUUUCUUUUUUUUCUUUCCACUGGAGUAGAAACAUUGAUGAAUACUUAUAACACAAGCAACCUGGUCAUGUGUGUGGCAGGCAGCUGAGUGAGUAAUGAGGAAAGUGGAAGGCAGCCUCUGUUCACCCCCACCCAUCACUUUGCAUACAGGUCAGGGGAGCAAGGCAGCAACCUCAUCCCCUGGCUGUCCUAGAAUUUGAGAUCGGUAUCUUGUAAGUGCUACAUUUUAAGUCAGAAGGAGUGGAUGGACACUUUCUAAGUAGUUCAGUGCAAGUGUUGAGUGAGUGUUUUAAUUUUUGUAUUGCUUCAUCUUUGCUUGGUACCCAUGAUGAUACAUAUUAAACUGUGAUUUAACA
This is a messenger RNA of Portunus trituberculatus (swimming crab), 4000 nucleotides long. RefSeq names its product ubiquitin-like modifier-activating enzyme 1 (gene Uba1). Lineage: Eukaryota; Metazoa; Arthropoda; Malacostraca; Decapoda; Portunidae. The record is from RefSeq and is a predicted model, not a curated record. Gene Ontology annotation, biological process: ubiquitin-dependent protein catabolic process; protein ubiquitination; DNA damage response. The coding region runs from base 16 to 2301 and encodes 761 amino acids. The transcript has 9 exons. Gene Ontology annotation, cellular component: cytoplasm; nucleus. Gene Ontology annotation, molecular function: ubiquitin activating enzyme activity.